AUGAUUAGAUACACUGUUGCUGGUUCCUCCAGAAGAAGUGUAGCAAGAAUUUCCAAGAGGGUGGGUGCAAUUAAAUGUGUCACUGUCACAACCUCCAAAAGAUUCAUUUCCAAUAAGCCAAAUGAAGUCUUCACCAAACUAACGAAUGAUAACGAUCCGAAAAGAGAUGCAUUUUUCAAAUAUUCCUGGGGAUCAUGGCUCAAAAAUGACAAGCAACACAAGGAAAAAAGAUUCACCAAGUUUUCCAUUGAAGGUUUAAAUCGCAUUCUCAAUGACAUAUACAUUCAAUCUAAUGAAAUGGCUAAAGUUCCCGACAGUAAAAUCCUACCGCCAGUAUUCAACAAGAAUUUAACGGUCUCCUUGGUCAAUAACGUUAUACCAAAGAAUAUUGGAAAAGUCAAUCCAAACGAAGAUGUUCAAGUAACCACAUUAUCCAGUAUUCACGAAGGUAAACAUCACAGAAUAUAUAAGGUUGACACUAAUUUAAAUAAAGCGUUUAUUUUAAGGAUUCCAUACCCGUUGGAAAAUGAAAAUACUCUAUCUUAUAGGAUAAGAAGUGAAGUAGCCACCAUGGAUUUUGCUGACUUGAAGUUAGGCAUUAAAGUUCCCAAAAUUCUUUGCUACGGUGUCAAUUCUUUGAAUCCUGUAAGACAACCUUUUGUUUUACAAGAAUUUAUUGAAGGUGACCUGUUAAUGAAAGAUUGGAAUCCAUUAAUGGAAGAUGGUUCUUCCAAUCAAGAAAAGUUUGACAACGUUAUUGAAAAAAUUUCCGAUUUCCAGUCGAAGUUGAUAUCAUUGAAACUAAACGCAUUCGGAUCCAUAUACUUUAACAAUGAUUUCAAAGACGAACAUGAUGAAGCAUUUGUUAAGGAAAACGUAUACGAUGGUGAAACUAACCCAGAUUUACAAAACAGAUGGAAAAUUGGGCCAUCUGUGGAAAGAUGUCUUUGGAGACACAAAUCCCAUCUGGAUUUUCAAAAACAAUUGAAGCCUUUUUUGGGUCCAUGGCCAAUUAAGUCCCCAAUGGACGUAAUUAAGAAUACUGGUCUGUUGGAAGCUGAAAAUGCUAAAACUAGAUUAGCCAUGAAAGAAGCGGGAAGCUCACCUGAAUUAGUAGAAAGUCAAACUCUGGAAGACCAAAUAACCACUUUUGAAAAUUUGGCCAAAAUUGCACCGGAUCUAUUCAAUCUCAAAACCAAAGCCAUUCCAAAUAUGCAAGACUUGUUGUCACCACGAUUAUUCCAUCCUGAUUUAGAUCCCAUGAAUAUCAUUGUUAACAAAGAAGCACAAGAAGCAUAUCUACUGGAUUUUGAAGGCGCAUGCACUAAGCCUUUUAUCUUACAGAAUUCUCCCCAAUUUAUUGCGUACGAAGGGCCCAAGAUUUAUGACUUGAAGGAGGAUAUAACCGACUUUGACAAACUAUCUGAAGCAGAAAAGGCGCAAUAUCAAUUUAUGUAUAAGCGGACUCGUAACCAACAUCAAUGGGAGAAAAAAUUAAAUGACAACAAUCCUCAAUUAAUCACAGCGGUCGCUCCACCUGUUAAGUUACUGAGAAGCCCAUAUGUUGCAGCUGUAGAAAGGAAAACUGAAGAAGAAUACCUGUUAAUCGACGAAUCACUACUGCAACUAAAGGAAGUUUGGGAUAUAUUUGCUCAAAAUGAUUUGGUGAAACAGAAGAAAUUUCCCUUGAAUUACAGUAAGGAAGAUAUCGAAAGACAUGUCAAAGAUUUGCAAAAGUUGCACGAAAAGUUAAUCUCUACACCUUUUGCUGCCACUCAAGGUUGGAUCCCUCAAGAUAUGUUUGACCAAUUAUUAAAAGCCGGGAGUAUUGUUAAGCAAGAAAACGGAGAUUACACCGUGAAGCAACCUGAACACACCAAAUAA
This is a messenger RNA of Saccharomyces mikatae IFO 1815, 1884 nucleotides long. RefSeq names its product Aim9p (gene AIM9). Lineage: Eukaryota; Fungi; Ascomycota; Saccharomycetes; Saccharomycetales; Saccharomycetaceae. The transcript has a single exon. Bases 1 to 1884 code for a protein of 627 amino acids. The record is from RefSeq and is a predicted model, not a curated record. Gene Ontology annotation, cellular component: mitochondrion.